AUGAAGUCCGAGAUUAACAAUACAAAAGAUUGGGCAAAAUGCAAUGGCUCAUCUCAUGGACUUGCAGAGAUCUUGAAAAACGACACUCGUGUUCAGCUAGCUGGCAUUGACUGCGAUGGCCAGCUCCGUGGUAAAGUCAUGUCGAAGGAAAAGUUCCUUUCGAUAGUUGAUUCAGGCUUCGGUAUGAGCUCCGCCAUAUUCGGCUGGGACAUGCAUGACAUGCUUUUCGAUGAGAACAACACUAUUGCGUCGUCUGAGCAAGGCUAUGCCGAUUUUACCAGUGUGGUUGAUCAGCUUUCAAUGCGCCGUCUGCCCUGGGCUCAAAAUAUGCCGUUUUUCCUACUUCGAUUUACUGCCAAUGAUCAGGCAGUCUCCGCCUGUGGUCGAAGCAUGAUAAAGAUGCUUUCAAAAAAUCUAGCUGAGGCCGGCUGUAAAGGAGUGGCUGGAGGUAUGCUAUAUACUAUACACCCCUCAAAGUGCCAGGUUGUACUAAUGGCUGAAGUUGAAUUGGAAUUUUUCAACUAUCAAACACCAUCGGAAGAUGGAUACCACGAUCAGAAUCCUUCAAAGCGAAAGAACCUUGCGGCCUUCCUGCGCAACCACCAACCCUCCGAUCUCCGACCAUUGACAGAUGGUAUGUUUGGAUACAGCGUUGCCCGCCCCAUGGCUUCGAGUGAUUUCUUCUUUGAUGUCAUAGAUACAUGUGCGAGAUUGGAUUGUCAGAUUGAGAGUUGGCAUACUGAAUCGGGCCCUGGAGUUUUUGAAGCAGCACUCCGCGUUUGCGAGAUAGAAGAAAUGGCGGACAGGGUUUCCUUAUUCAAGUGA
Molecule: messenger RNA, 825 nt
Organism: Penicillium manginii
Lineage: Eukaryota; Fungi; Ascomycota; Eurotiomycetes; Eurotiales; Aspergillaceae
Product: glutamine synthetase/guanido kinase
Exons: 2
Coding region: 1-825 (274 amino acids)
Molecular function (GO): glutamine synthetase activity
Source: RefSeq, a predicted model, not a curated record